Molecule: messenger RNA, 1179 nt
Organism: Nipponia nippon (crested ibis)
Lineage: Eukaryota; Metazoa; Chordata; Aves; Pelecaniformes; Threskiornithidae
Source: RefSeq, a predicted model, not a curated record
AUGGUGAUGAUCUUAACCAAAAGUCGGGAAAACAAAGGUGCUGACUCUGUAACAUGCAGGACUGAGCUGCACACUCCAAAGAUGAGUCAAGGACCUACCCUCUUCUCUUGUGGCGUGAUGGAAAAUGCCAGAUGGAGAGACCCCAGCAGGAAAUGUCCACUUCAGCUCGAGCAGCCGGGCGCCAGCAUCUGGGACUGCUUGUCGGACAAGGGCGAGGAGGGCUCGCGCUGGCCGAGGGAGGCGGCCAGCACCUGCUCCGUCACCAACCUGAUCAAAGACCUCAGCCUCAGCGACCCCCACGGCAACCCCUCAGCCCCCCCCAGCAAGCGCCAGUGCCGCUCGCUCUCAUUUUCCGAUGAAAUGUCAAGCUGCGGGACCUCGUGGAGACCCUUAGGCUCGAAGGUUUGGACCCCGGUCGAGAAACGGCGGUGUUACAGCGGGGGGAGUGUGCAACGCUACUCCAACGGCUUUGCCACCAUGCAGAGGAGCUCGAGCUUCAGCCUGCCCUCACGGUCCAACCCGCUCUCCUGCGAGCAUCCCGCCCUCAGCAGCCGGCUGGGAUGCCAGCUCGGCACGGGGCCGAGGAAAUCAGUCACCAGCAGGCACGGAGGAGAGCGGGUGGACAUGCAGAGGUCCCUCUCCUACUCGCAUGACCACUUCUCCUCCUCAGAGUACUGCCCGCCCUCGGCAAGCAGCACGCCUGCCUCCACGCCGGAGCUGGGGCGACGGGCCGGUGGGCUCUCCCGAAGCCGCUCACAGCCCUGUGUCCUGAAUGACAAAAAGGUCGGGAUCAAGCGACGGAGACCGGAGGAGGUUCAGGAGCAACGGCCCUCGCUGGACCUCGCCAAGAUGACGCAGAACCGCCAGACUUUCAACAGCCUUACCUGCCUUAGCGCCGCGGCCGAGGAUGGCUCCCAGCGGCUCCCCGGCCCCCAGCCAUGGCCCCGCUCCCCGGAGGUGAUGCCGGGCAGGACCCCCGCCUGCACCCCGGUGCCGGAGCCGCCGUGCUCGCGGGCCGACGAGCGCCGGGCCAGCAGGGACGACCUCUCCUGCGAGGAGGAGGAGGAGGGUGGCGGGAAGGAGGAGGACGGGGUGGCGUGGCGGAGCGGUGGGACGGGCGCCGAGAGCCUCUUCCAGCUGGACGGCGAGAUAGAUAUCGAGCAGAUAGAAAACAACUGA